AUGACUUCUGAAACUGUGCUUGACUCUGCUCGAUUCAGAGGUUGCUUGAUAGGGGCGUAUAUUGGGGACUGUGCUGGUGGGCUGUUCAAACAGACCAAGCGUGACUGCCAACCAAUCGCUGUUCAACACGUAGUGGAUACGUUGUUCUCUAAAAACUGCUGGCUACCAACCGACGCAUCGUAUCUAACGAGCGCUGUAGCCCGUUCUAUUGUUGAUUCUGGUUCAUUUAUCGAUGUUCACGUUGCUCAGUACAUGGCCGAUUGCUACUUUGAAUUUCCGGAGAGGCGAAAGUUUUUUACGACAAUCAAAGAUGUGUUCUUUGCGUGGAAACUUAACGGAAUUAAAACCAAAACAGUAUAUUUUCCGGCCGCCCAACAAUUCCGUGGAAGUGGCUCGUAUGGAAACGGUGCCGCAGUUCGAGUGGCACCGCUGGUUUUGCUUAACUGUUUUGAUCUGGACUCUGCUCUAAAAGAAGUUGAUGAAAGUUCGAGCUUAACACACGGCAAUUUACUUGCCGUGCGUGGGGCUAAGUUACAAGCUCGUGCUAUUUUUGAAGCAUUGCAUAUCCACCAGCCAGACGCUGCUAGCUUUAUUGCUACUCUUAUUAGUUUCUGCAAAAAGAUGGAGGUGGAUAAUCAGUUCAAGUUUUACAGUAACCGUCUCCGUAAGGUUCAAACGUUCCUGGCAGACAAUACUGAUCCGAAAGCCGUUGUCAGUGCCUUAGGCAACGGAAUCAAGGCGUUGGAAGCCGUUCCUUUGGCUAUCUACUGUGCUCUACGCGCGAUGACACCUGUCGCAGGAAUUAUUACGGAAAGCGCGUUUGAUCGUUGCAUCAUCCUGGCAAUUUCUAUGGGGGGCGAUACCAACGUCAUUGCCAGUAUGGCCGGAGCCAUCACCGGCGCUUGGAUCGGAAACGGACGGAUUUCCGUUCUUAUGAAAAUGCCGUGUUAUGACAUAGAAGAGCCUGAAGUUUUGGGCUCGGAGUUGGCCAGAGUGCUCCAAGAACGUAUUGAUAAAAUUGCUGCAUUUAAAAAAGAAAUGAAUAUCCGUGUUUAA
Molecule: messenger RNA, 1056 nt
Organism: Paramacrobiotus metropolitanus
Lineage: Eukaryota; Metazoa; Tardigrada; Eutardigrada; Parachela; Macrobiotidae
Product: ADP-ribosylhydrolase ARH3-like
Exons: 1
Coding region: 1-1056 (351 amino acids)
Cellular component (GO): nucleus; mitochondrion
Source: RefSeq, a predicted model, not a curated record